GCCAGAGGCUGAGCAUCGGCUCUGGAUUUCUAUAAUAGUCCACGGAUGUGAUCAAAGCUAGACUACGCCAAAAUAUGGAGGUCACCGGCAACAGAUGAACCAUCUCAGAGUCUCAGGAACAUCAGAAGAUCUGGCUCUCUACCACCAAAGCAGGAGAUCAACAGAUCUUGACUGAUGGCAAAGUCUCCACGGGAUAUCCGUUCUGUGCAGUUGCUUCCUGGAGACCGAGGAAAGGCCAUUUCUGCUUCCAAGGAGCACAGCAUGCUGUCUCUGUAAGACACCAACUCUGGCCCUGGAUUUCAGCACAAUACAGAAGUGUCUUGCAUGGUAAUGUGGUUAUGCUCACUGUGAGGGGAGGCAGAAGCAAAUCAUGACAAAAAGGAUAAUUUUUUUUGUAGAACUUUAUAAGGGAAAACCCCAACAUUGUAACAGGAACAUAAAUAAUAUAGAACAUUACCAAGUACUUACUACUUAUAAGAAUAAACUACAGGUUACCAACACCUUAACCUUUGCAGUCUUGUACAUGCUGCUCUUCCUUACUCCCUGCAGUUAAUACCAAAUGCAUUAUUAACAAUUAGAACAAAAGAGAUUGCUCAGCAAUAAACAGUGUCACUUCAGAGAUGUAUCAACUUUUCCUCUUCCUAGCCUAAGUUCAGCUCCACUCUUGCUCUCCUGUUGCUUCUCUUCAGCUUGACGUGCUCCUUAGAUUCAAUGCUCCUGUGGCUCUUUUCACUGAGUUUGGGGUUACAGUGAGCGGAAACCUUCCUCACCAUAGUAUCUGCUGCCUUGCAGGAAAACACCUUUCCUUCCUGCUCCCCCCCCGGCCGCAUCCUCUUCCCCGCCCUCAGUCAUGUGGGAACGAGGCAGAGCCCAGCGUGGAUGUACCAUGCAGCCCAGAGGGCAGUUUGCUCCCUUCAGAAAGCCCUGAUUAAAUGCCUGCAGGAAGAUUGUGCAAGCCACGUGCUGCCUUUUCAGGCUUGCAAGCUGUGGAGACACUAGGGGGCUAGCGGGACCUGGGACGCUUCCCGUAGCGUGCAGCGGGAGGGGGAUACUUCUGCACUUGCAUCUCCUGCGGUUGAACCAUGGUUGAUUCUCUCACGUUUGGACAGCAGGAUGUGGUCGCUGGGGAAUUAGGCUGCAACUGUAACCCCCCAAAAGGCAAAGCUGCAGACAUGAGAAAAAGCAGAUGGGACUCUCCCCAGAGUUUGUGAGGACUCGUGCAGUCUCUCCUAGUCCUCCAUCCAGCCCUGCUUUGGAUAUAGUUGAACCUUUAACGACAGGAAAACAGCUGUGUUCUCCAAGGAUGAAAUUCUCUGCUCACAUCCCGGCUCUGAUCUGCUCUUAGGACAUGCACCUAUCAGAGCUAGAGAGCAGGCUAGCAGAGUUGAGCUGCAGCGUGUAGAUCCAAAAAGAGGAUUUUGCUUUCGAUGCAAACGUGUUAGGCAAUAAUAUGCUGCAAUAACACUCUUGCAAGCAAAAGAGGUUGGGACCAUGACUGUGGAAGACAAUUUGCACCUUCCUCUCCCUUUAUAUACUGCGAUCUGAUGCUCAGCGUUAUAAACUCUUCUCUUGGGGUCCCAUGCUGCAGCACAGCUGAGAUACUGGGUAGCAGAACAUAAGGCACUGGGUCACAGUGGCUCUAAAAGUCCUGUUGGUGGUGCUGCCCCGCUAAGGCAGGCUAAUUCCUACCUGUUCUAACACUGUGCUGCAGCCCAGAAGUGGCCAGCAGCAGAUCUAGCUCCCGGGGGGGCACAGGGCUCUGAGCGCUGCCCCCGCCCUGAGCACCAGUUCCAGGCGCCUCUGCCUAGAAGCUGGGCUUGCUGCUGGCCGCUUCUGGGGCACAGCGUGGUCUGUGGUGCCAGGACAGGCAGGAAGACUGCCUUAACACCCCCGCUGCACCGCUGACCGGGAGCCGCCCGAGUAUGAAAUACUACUUCAGUAUCCCACUCUUGUGUAUAGUCGGUGUGAUUUUGGUGGUCUUAGACUGGUGGUGGACAGAUGUGAAUCAGAUCAAGGGAGAGAUUUCAAAGGCUCAGUCUGACAUGAAACUUCUGUCACCAGAAAAAUACAAGUCCUUGUUUAUCUACAAUGGAAUUUGGUUAGCUCCAAAGAAUCGGUGCGAGUGCGCCAAAGCCGACCAUGUGCACGUCUACCAGAUGGAAGAUUAUAUCGAUAAGAAAGACCUUGCCUCAAUUAAAGAGAGGCGACAGAAGGAGUUUGAGCACUAUCAGAAAAGAUACCCUUCGAUGACUCAAGACAUAGUAAUUGCCAAACCAAACAUGCCAUUAAGCUAUCCUAUUCAAGGAGUAGAGGUGAUGCCGCUACACACAAUUAUGAUUCCAGGGCUUGGUUUGCGUGGAGUGACUGAAGAAAAGUACCAGCACUUAACGCAGGUGAUCCUGCGAGCAUCUCUGGGAACCCUCAAUACGCUUGCUGAUGUCUCUGAUGAUGUUGUGAGAGGACGGGGCAAGAAAGAGCUGCUCAUCUUGACCUCAGAUGUGGAGCUGCUGAAUUUCAUCCUUAGGCAUGUCACAUACACCAGUGUGGUCUACCAGCUCUCUGCAGUAGAUAUGAUGAGUUUCAAGAGCAAAGAUCAUGUCGCUCAGUUUCCUGUGAUCAUCCGACAGCCCAGCCUUCCAAAGCUAAUUGAUCCUGGAGCAGAUAGGAAGAUCAGCUCCCUGGUGACUAUCACAACGAAGACUUUCUUGCGCUAUCACAAACUUCGGUUCCUCAUCAAGAGCAUCCGACAGUACUACCCUGACAUAAAAAUCAUCGUUGCCGAUGACAGCGAAGUCCCGGAGAAGAUCAUCGAAGAGAACAUUGAGCAUUACAUCAUGCCUUUUGGAAAGGGUUGGUUUGCAGGAAGGAAUCUUGCAAUAUCUCAGGUCACAACCAAGUACUAUCUCUGGGUCGACGAUGACUACUUAUUCACCGAAAACACCAAAAUUGAGAAGCUAUUGGACGUGCUGGAGAGAACAAACUUGGAUAUGGUUGGAGGCAGCGUGAAGGGGGACACCUACAGUUUUCAGCUGCUGUAUGAGCAGAGUGACGACGGUGACUGUCUGCAUUUGAGAUACGGCUCCUUCCACAAGUUGGACGGGUUCCCCAACUGCGUGGUCACCAGUGGCGUGGUCAACUUCUACCUGGCCCAUACAGACAAAAGCAGACACGUCAGCUAUGACCCUCUUCUGCAAAGAGUAGCUCACUCAGAAUUUUUCGUGGAUGGUCUGGGCAUCUUGCUUGUCGGUUCCUGCAGUGAUGUUUCUGUCGGUCACCAAAACCAUAAUCCUGCAUCUGAUCCCAACCUGGCUAAGAUAGAAGACCAAUAUAAAACAUUCCGGGACAACACUGAUGCACAAGUCCAAUUUAAGCUAGCUUUGCACUACUUCAAAAACCGACUGAAAUGCUACUCAACAAGAUAACCCUUUUACCCUGCUCUGUGCAAUUUCUACGUUAACCUCCCUGAUACCCAUGGCAGGCGUACGCUCUGGGCUUCAGUCUAAUUGCCUUAUUUGUGCCACACUGGAUGCCUUCCUUUUUGCACCUACCUUUCUAUAAAAACUUUUUAAUGGGCUGAAUUUGGGAUCUGGAAUCUCUUGGCCCAAACUUGAAAUGGACAACGCAGUCAUAUGUAUUAUCUGCAUUCUGGUCCUGCUACAGGCCUUGCGAUGGUGUCUUCUUCAUUGCAAAGCUUCUCUGAUCAUUGAGUGAGGCAGUUUUUGCUAAUACUGAGCCAGAUUCAUCAUUGCCUGCACUGUGUCCUUUCCAGCCAGUGCAGACUGAAGCGGGGCAGAGUGGAAUUCCUACUGGUUUGAUCUGGUAGCACUCCAGAUCCUCCCUGCAUUUGAAUGGAUUAUCAGGGAUGCACAGACUGUCUGACUUCCUUCUUGGAGGCGUACUGUAAUUCCUCGCUUAACGUUGUAAUUAUGUUCCUGAAAAAUGUGACUUUAAGCGAAACGAUGUUAAGCAAAUCCAAU
Gopherus evgoodei (Goodes thornscrub tortoise) is the source of this 3977-nucleotide messenger RNA. Its product is annotated as beta-1,4 N-acetylgalactosaminyltransferase 2-like. Gene Ontology annotation, molecular function: hexosyltransferase activity. Gene Ontology annotation, biological process: UDP-N-acetylgalactosamine metabolic process; UDP-N-acetylglucosamine metabolic process. The transcript is spliced from 13 exons. Gene Ontology annotation, cellular component: Golgi membrane. Lineage: Eukaryota; Metazoa; Chordata; Testudines; Testudinidae. The record is from RefSeq and is a predicted model, not a curated record. The coding region runs from base 1923 to 3422 and encodes 499 amino acids.